Cyclopterus lumpus (lumpfish) is the source of this 3081-nucleotide messenger RNA. RefSeq names its product stromal interaction molecule 2-like. Gene Ontology annotation, biological process: store-operated calcium entry; intracellular calcium ion homeostasis; activation of store-operated calcium channel activity. The transcript has 12 exons. Gene Ontology annotation, molecular function: protein binding; calcium ion binding; calcium channel regulator activity. Lineage: Eukaryota; Metazoa; Chordata; Actinopteri; Perciformes; Cyclopteridae. Gene Ontology annotation, cellular component: plasma membrane; endoplasmic reticulum. The record is from RefSeq and is a predicted model, not a curated record. Bases 1 to 3081 code for a protein of 1026 amino acids.
AUGCUGCCCCUGUCCCCGCUCUUGCUCCUCGUUUUCCCCGCUGUGCUCUUGGUGGCCGCGCACGGCGCCGGGGACCUCCAGGGGAUCACCUUCCCCAACCCCUGCAUGGUGGUGUAUCCACCAUGCGUCAGCGAGGCGGAUCGCUACAGCCUGGAGGCCCUGCGGAGCAUCCAUCAGAUGAUGGACAAUGACCAAGACGGAGGGAUCGAGGUGGAGGAGAGUUUGGAGUUCAUCAUGGAGGACAUGAAGCAGCAGCAGACCAACAAGCACAGCCACCUGCACAGAGAAGACCAACACAUCACAAUUGAGGAGCUCUGGAGGGGCUGGAAGUUGUCCGAAGUCCAUAAUUGGACUCAGGAUGACGUGCUCCGCUGGCUGAAGGAUUUUGUCGAAUUGCCCCAGUACGAAAGGAACUUUAAGGACUUCAGGGUCAAUGGAAACACACUCCCCAGGAUUGCAGCCAACGAGCCGUCAUUCCUGAGUGGCCAUCUGAGGGUUCAGGACCAGAGAGACAAACAGAAGCUUAACAUCAAAGCUCUAGACGUGGUCCUGUUUGGACCGCCGACACGCCCCCCUCAUAACUACAUGAAGGACCUGCUGCUCAUCGUGUCGGUGGUGAUGGGAGUGGGAGGCUGCUGGUUUGCCACGGCCCAGAACAAAUCCAGUAAAUUCCACAUAGCCAGGAUGAUGAAAGAUUUGGAAAGUCUGCAGAGAGCUGAGCAGAGCCUCAUAGACCUGCAGGAGCAACUUGCGGAGGCGCAGGAGGAAAAACGCAAUGUCGCGGAGGAGAAACAGAACCUGGAGGAGAAGAUGAGGGAUGAGAUCAUGGGGGCGCAGGAGGAGGCUUACCGCCUGCACGAGCUGAGGCAGGGCGCCGUCAGCGAGCUCAGCCGCCUCCGAUACGCAGAGGAGAAGCUGCUGCAGGUCCGCGGGGCGCUGAAGCAGGCGGAGAAGGACAUGCAGGCUAGCUCGACUGCCUCCGAGGCCCUCCAGCUGUGGUUGCAGCUGACGCAUGAGGUUGAGGUCCAGUACUACAAUGUCAAGAGGCACAGAGCAGAACUACAGCUCGCCAUCGCCAAGGAAGAGGCAGAGAGGAUUAAGAAGAAGAGGAGUUCUCUGUUCGGGACUCUCCAUGUCGCACACAGCUCCUCUCUAGACCAAGUUGACCACAAGAUCCUAGAGGCAAAGAAUUCCUUGUUCGAAGUGACAGCCUGCCUACGGGAGCGCCUGCAUCGGUGGCAGCAGAUCGAGCGCCUCUGUGGCUUCCCCAUCAUCAGGAAUCCCGGCCUCUCAAACCUCACUGCUCAGCUCUACUCAGACUCGAUCCCCUUGGGGUUUCCCAGAGUGCCCAAGCCAUCUUGGUCCUGCCACAGCUCUGUGCAUGGAUCUAUGGAGAAUCUGUUAGAGGAGCCUGCCUCCCCAAUCAUACCUCAGAUGUCGGUUCAACCACUGAAGCGCUCUCCUCAAAUACGUGGAUCCACCAUUUGUCGGUCACGGCGUCCCGCCACGAUCCCUCAGCCAGCAGCCGCCAUGAGCUCCCCAGAACCAGACCUUCUGAUCCCCAUACAAGCCCCGUACGCUUGUGAGGAAGAGGGGCUGUUCCUGAAAACUCUAAAGAAACAAGACUCCCAAGAGAUGUUUUCAGACACAGAAUAUAUCACUUCACCUCCUCUCAGCAAAAUGUUCCCUAAUCCUACUGUUGACACGUCCCCUCAAAAGCUCUAUCAUGAUGGAACUGAACUAUUUUCAGACAGCUCCAUUACAAAGCAUUUGAGUAAAGAAGUGGAAGCUGUUGUUGAAUCUCCAGUUCGCAAAACUUCGGCCCAGGAACUUGAAGCUUGUCUCGACGUCAGCUGCAGAAAGAUGGCCAAAGAAGAGUCUUUGAUAGAGGCUACGUCAAGGAAGAUAUCCAGAGACAGGAGUGAAGUUCCCAUGGAUGCUGCGGUUCGAAAGGUGCUUUCCAAUGAGUUGGAUGCAGAAUUCUCAGGCAGGAAAGUAGAGAGAGAUACGAUGGGAGAUUUGAUGGACACAGCUUCAAGGAACGUAUACAGAGAAAGAAGUGAUUUACCUCUGGACAUGAGAAAGAUUAUUUGGAAUGAAUUAGAAGCAACAACAGUUGCGGCACCUAGGAAGAUUUCAAGAGAUAUGAUGGGGGUUUCAAUGGACAGUGCCUCAAGGAAGAUGAUACAAGAUGAUGUUGAGCAUCGGCUUUACUCAGUGCCCAGAAGGAUUACAAGAGAUUCAAUGGGAACGUCCUUCGACAAAGGUUCUAGAAGGUUUACAUGGACUAAUGAAGACUGCCAGCUUGAUUCCUCUGUGAAGGUGUUAGCAAUGGACAGCAUGGCUGAGGCCCCUAGAACACCACCAAGAAAGAUAUCCAGAGAUGAGCUGGAGUAUUUUACAGAUACUGCUUCCAUAAAUUUGCUGCCCAGAGAGAGAUUUGACGCACUCAUGGAUACUUCGUCAUCUACAGAGAAGCAACAGUUCGGUUUAGGACCGUCAACAAGUAGAAGGAUACUGAGUGAUGAACUUGAGAUGUCUGCUGGUUCUCUCAAAAGGAAAAUGCCAAGAAUUGACAUUGAUACAUCCAUAGACACUCCCACAGGAAAUAUCUCCUGGGAUAUAGUUGAUCUUCCAAUGGAAAUACCGAAACAAUCAAUACUCAGGGAGGAAUUGGGAGCAUCUGAAUCAAGUUCAUCACCAGGUCGAAUUGGACAGCCAGACCUUAUGUUAACCUCCCAGGUACCAUGGAAUUCAUCAUCAGACCUUUUCGCUGGCCCGCUGAGCCAGCUUGUGUACGAUGGAAUCCUCGAGAAGUCCUGCCACUCCGGGGCUACGACCCCAAUCAGUCUCUCGGUUUCAACACCCAACCUGCCCCAGAGCAGGCUGCUAUCAGAGGUGGAGCCACCAUUGCCACGAUCAAGGACUGCUUUCCCGUCUCCUGCAUCGCCCCCUGAGACUGGCGAGGAGAAGAACAAACAUAAGGAAAAGAGCAAGAAAUCCUCAAAGCUCAAAAAUCUUUUCAAAAAGAAAACUGAGUCAACUCCAGAGAAGUCCCAAAGUGGUCUACAAAAGCUCUGA